This is a messenger RNA of Wallemia ichthyophaga EXF-994, 438 nucleotides long. Its product is annotated as putative DNA-directed RNA polymerases I, II, and III subunit RPABC3. The coding region runs from base 1 to 438 and encodes 145 amino acids. Gene Ontology annotation, biological process: DNA-templated transcription. The transcript is spliced from 4 exons. Gene Ontology annotation, molecular function: DNA-directed RNA polymerase activity. NCBI's taxonomy places the organism in Eukaryota, Fungi, Basidiomycota, Wallemiomycetes, Wallemiales, Wallemiaceae. The record is from RefSeq and is a predicted model, not a curated record. Gene Ontology annotation, cellular component: RNA polymerase I complex; RNA polymerase III complex; RNA polymerase II, core complex.
AUGUCGAGCUCAAUCGUCUUUGACCACUUAUUCACCUGCGACAGUAUAGACAAAGAUGGCAAGAAGUUCGAUAGAGUGGCCAGAAUCGGUGCAACUUCGACAACGCCAAACUUGAAUUGCAUUAUUGAUUUGCCUGUUGAGGUUUUCAGUUUGGCGGAGAAUGAGAAAUUCACAAUGGCUUUGUCUACUUCGCUGUCUAAUGAUAGUACUGCACAAGCCCAGGGACACGGUUGGAGGCCUGGCAUGGAUAACCAAGGUCUGGCUGCCGAUUACGAGUAUGUCUGUUUCGGCAAGGUUUACAAGUUCGACGAAGGAAAGCAGGAAAUAGCCACUGCUUAUAUCUCUUUCGGCGGUUUAUUACUCGCAAUCACCGGUCAUGUCCGCUACUUGAGCGAUAUCAGCGUAGGAGAGGAUCUUUAUUUGCUUGUUCGCAGAUGA